Molecule: messenger RNA, 2967 nt
Organism: Camellia sinensis
Lineage: Eukaryota; Viridiplantae; Streptophyta; Magnoliopsida; Ericales; Theaceae
Product: two-component response regulator ARR12
Biological process (GO): cytokinin-activated signaling pathway; phosphorelay signal transduction system
Molecular function (GO): DNA binding; DNA-binding transcription factor activity
Source: RefSeq, a predicted model, not a curated record
AAGAAAAAGCGAGAGACAAAUACAGAGAGAGAGAGAGAGAGAGAGAGAGAGAGGGAUGUGAUUACUAAAAUAUAGGGAUGUGAUUACUAAAAUAUAUGAUUUGGUGUCUUGUUGGGUUGAAGCCAUUCACACUGUUCUGGCCAUCACCAUCAUUGUCAACAUGUACAGCUUUACUCACUAAAACCAGUCUCUCUUUCUCUCUCUCUACCCACUCUCUAUCAUUGAUACCCCUCACAAAUCCUCCUAUCAUUGGCUGUCUUUGUCUUCUGAGUCUUCUGGGUUUGGUGGAAAAGUUCCAAAACAACACAGUUUUCAAUUCAAUGCUCAAAUCUCAAACUUUUGUUCUGUGAUCUCUUUCUUUGCGCUCUGUUCUCAUCUGGGUUUUGAAAAUUAUUUAUUCAAAAUGACUAUAGAGGAAAUUAGAGGACAUUUAAGGGAUGAGAGUGAUAAAUUUCCUGUGGGUAUGCGUGUUCUUGCCGUUGAUGAUGAUUUAACUUGUUUGAGGCUAUUGGAUGGUCUGCUUCGAAAAUGCCAGUACCACGUUACAACAACCAAUCAGGCAAAAAUGGCGUUGAAAAUGUUGAGGGAAAACAAAAACAGAUUUGAUCUGGUUAUCAGUGAUGUGCAUAUGCCGGAUAUGGAUGGGUUCAAGCUCCUGGAGCUUGUUGGCCUUGAAAUGGACCUGCCCGUCAUUAUGUUGUCGGCAAAUAGUGAUCCCAAACUUGUGAUGAAGGGGAUUACCCAUGGUGCUUGUGACUAUUUGGUGAAACCUGUUCGAAUUGAGGAGCUCAGGAACAUAUGGCAACAUGUAAUCAGGAGGAAGAAGUUCGAAUCCAAGAACCAAAACAAGUCAUCCACUCAAGACAUGGCUCACCAAGGAAAUGGAGAAGGUGGACAAGGAGGGCCCACAACCACUGGUAAUUCAGAUCAGAAUGGGAAGCUCAAUAGAAAGAGAAAGGAUGAGGAAGAGGAAGGUGAAGAAAAUGAGAAUGACAGCGAUGACCCAUCAUCUCAGAAGAAGCCUCGGGUUGUUUGGUCCAUAGAGCUCCACAGGAAGUUUGUUGCAGCAGUUAAUCAAUUGGGCAUUGAAAAAGCUGUUCCUAAAAGGAUUCUUGAUUUGAUGAAUGUUGAAGGGAUUACUAGGGAAAAUGUGGCGAGCCAUCUCCAGAAAUAUAGGCUUUACCUGAAACGGAUCAGUUCUGUGGCAACCCAGCAAGCAAACAUAGUCGCUGCAUUAGGGGGAAAAGAUUCUUCUUAUAUGCGCAUGAGUUUACUAGAUGGACUUGGAGAUUAUCGAACAUUGUCUGGAUCAGGGAGGCUUUCAAAUCCCGCCUUAUCAUCAUAUCAAACAGGUGGAAUGCUUGGUAGAUUGAAUAGCCCUUCUGGUAUGAGCCUCCGGAGCCUUUCUCCUUCCUCACUAAUCCAACCAAGUCAUACCCAAAACUUGGGCAACUCCAUUGCUAUCCUUGGGAAGCUCCAACCAGUUGUUUCAGCAGCAAAUCAAAAUUCCAGUUUAUUUCAAGGGAUUUCGACACCACUGGAACUUGACCAAUUGCAACAAAGUAAGUGCACUUCUUCCCACAUUACAGAGUUCAAUUCUGGCGAUGAUGCAACAUUUUUUACUUCUGCCGGGACCUUAUCAGAUAAUAGAGUUUCAGUUGGUAGCUCAAGAAACUCUCUCCCUGGUGCCUCGAGCAAUCCUUUGAUUCUACAUGGGAAUCCACAGCAAACACAAGGUGGGGGAGUAUUUAGUAAUCAAUCUGCUUUGAAAGUGAAUUCUUUGAAUUCAGAACCUUUUGAUGCUGGCCUCAGUGUUUCUAAUUUUCUUGACAAUGGUAGACGUAAUGAGAAUUGGCAGAGCACGAUUCACCUAUCGAAAUUUUCAUCUAAUGGUUUGCCACUGAGUGAACCUUUCAAUCAUAAUCAACUCCCUCCUAAUAACAUGAGAAACAAUAAUUCUUCAAUUACCCCUUGUAUUCAGAGCGAUUUUUCUUCUACCAACUCAAUUUCAGCACUCGUAGAGGAUUCAAGAGGAGAGAUUCAGUGCCAACAAGCAGGCUUGGCUGGUUAUGUUGUUCAACAUAGGAAUCAAGCAAUUGGCCAGAGGUGGGGAGAACAUAAACAGGAUUAUACCCAAAACCCAAAUAAUGUUUUCAGCACUUGGAACUCUAUCAUUCCUGCCAAUGGUGUUAUGGGCCCAUUAAGCCAGAGUUUGGAUCAAAAUAAUGGAUUCUGCAAUAGAAAGAUCGAUGCAUCCUCAGUCAGCCAAUCAAAUAGCAGGGCUUCAACUUUCCCGCAGUUCAGUGAGAUCGAGAAAUCAGCUAUGGACACAAAAAUGAGGUCCAAUGAAGACUAUAUUUUGGAGCAAACGAAGUCACAUGGAGGCUUUGUUCAUAAUGGUUAUGACUCCUUGGAUGAUCUAAUGAAUGCAAUGAUCAAGCGGGAACAAAAUGGAACUGGGUUAAUGGAUGGAGAAUUUGGAUUUGACGCUUACUCUUUUGGAUCGUGUUUAUGAGACUCUUGUUCACUGUUGAGAUUCCUAGAGAAGAGGGAGAGCCGUAACAACACAAGUCGUCUACUUACUGAGGAGUUUGUAUCAUAAUGUAAUUUCUUCCUCCUUUUUUCUCUUCUUUUCUUUUCUUUUUGUGUACACUCUUCAAUCCCUUGGACCGAAGUUUUUAUUUCAUGGUUGCAAUUACUGAUGCCAUGUUUGUUUUUCAUCGUAGUUCCUUCAUUCUCUCUCGGAGCCAUUUUUUCCUUUUGUCAUGGAUCAGUGGUAUGAGAAUUUCUCUACAGCUGGAGGAUUUUAUGCUGUUUUAGUUUAGAACCCUUUGGAUAAACAUGAAUUCAAGUUUCAUGAACUGGCAUUUGACAAAGCAUAUUUCACUUGAAAUCUCAUGUAGUUGCUGCUGCUUCCCAAUGGGUCUGCCACUCUCUCUUUUGUGUUUUUAAUUACGAUUUUACCAA